GGUUACAAUCUCUCGAUGACGGCUUACCAUAAAAAACCACCGAUCUCUAAGGUCUUGACUAUUCUGUUGAUCGAGUAAACUCUGCGCCAUUCUCUCCAUCCUGGACAGACACGGGAUGACUUUCUCGAACAUCCUAAAGUACCUAACGCAUGUGGGUGACGCCUUCAUCAUCACGGAUGUCCAACAAAACGAGAUGCAGUUUGACAAGAAACAUAAAUAAGGCAACAUUCCCAGAGAGGUUUUAAUCUUGAGGAAAUGUUUCCAUCAAACCAAAUCGCGCCGUUCUCCCCAGACGUCAGAAAAUCGGAUGAAAAAGAGACAUCAAAGCUUUCAACAAAACAAAUCCUGACAUCAAGGGAGAAGUGGCUCGUCUUUGCGGUCAUUAUAUUUUCCGUCGCCCUUCUGGUCUUCCUCGGACUUUUCAUCGCCUUUUGCCUUAAAUACAAUGAAGUCAAAGACGCAGCUGCAGCUGCUGAAAGUGUCUGCAAUACGUUUGAGUGUCUGGAUUCAGCUGCCUACAUCGCCAAAAGCAUUAACAUCAGUGUGGAUCCUUGUGAGGACUUCUACCAGUUCGCGUGCGGACGCUGGUUGGCGGAGCAUCCCAUACCCGCUGACACCGUAUCCAUACAACCCAUUACGAUCAUAAAUAGGGAAAUCAAACAAACGCUGAAAGAACUUCUUACCUUGAUGACCCAAAGGCUCCACAAGCAGUCAAGCAGGCACGAGCAUACUUCCGGUCCUGCAUGGAUGUCGAUACCUUAGACAAAUUGGGCAAGAAGCCACUACUCAACCUUCUCAAUUUGAAUGGAAGCGGCAUCUACCCGACACUUCAACCAUCCUGGACAGACACUAGUAUGAAUUUUUCGGACAUUGUUGGGUACCUCACGACUUUGGGUGACGUCGGUUCUAAAGCCUACAUCCUCAUGGAAGUCUUCUAUGACGUGACGCAGUCAGAAAACAAAAUAAUUUGGUUCUCUCAGAAGGAUGUGACACUGAGUCCCCCAGACACGUACCUGGGAGAGAGAAACAGCACUGACCUGAAGUUCCUGGAAAAGCUGUAUCGCGAUGUCCACGUGGCACUGGGUGCAGACGCUACACAGCUGCUCAAGAUGCCAAAGACGUGGUGGACUUCGAGAUUGAGCUGG
Molecule: messenger RNA, 1145 nt
Organism: Pomacea canaliculata
Lineage: Eukaryota; Metazoa; Mollusca; Gastropoda; Architaenioglossa; Ampullariidae
Product: neprilysin-2-like
Exons: 8
Coding region: 256-762 (168 amino acids)
Biological process (GO): protein processing
Cellular component (GO): plasma membrane
Molecular function (GO): metalloendopeptidase activity
Source: RefSeq, a predicted model, not a curated record